AUGGCCUCGAACUUGGUUUCCAGCUUGGCCGCUGGGAAGCCCCAGGGCAGCGCGCUCCUCUUCGACCGCGUCCCUGCGGUGGCUCGGCGCACGGCCGAGGCGGGCGCAGGGGCGGCCGAGGUGGCCUCCAGCCUCCCAGAACUCGCGGAAGGGAGUGACGUGGUGUUCCUGUGCUUGCCGGAGGGUGCCGUGGUCCUUGACGCUGUUCGGACCAUGGCUGGGAGUCUGCGCGAAGGGUCCCUGGUGGUCGACAACAGCACUACGUCGCCGGCCGUCGCACGGCAAGUGGCGCAAGAGUUGGCAGAGCGAGGCGUCGGCUUCCUGGACGCGCCCGUGACUGGAGCCCCGGCGCGCGCGGCCAAGGGCACGCUCACGGCCAUGGUGGGAGGCUGCGCGCGGCACCUGGAAGCGGCGCAGCCCUUCCUGGAAGCCUUUGCCACGCAGAUUCUGCACAUGGGCGAUGUGGGCAACGGGCAGCUGGCGAAAGCCCUCAACAACUGCCUGUACAACGUCAGCUGUGCCGCCAUGGCCGAGAUGCUUCCUUUCGCGCAGCGCUCGGGGCUCCCGCUGCCCGCCUUCGUAGACGCGGUGUCUUCCGGGACGGGGCAGUCGUUCGGCUUCAACCAGUGGGCACCUCUUGUCCUACAACGUGAGUUUGAGGCGCCAAAGCAUGGCUUCCCCAUGGGCUCAGCUUUCAAGGACCUGGAAACGCUUGCAGUCGCGGCCGCCUUAGUGCUGUCAUGCCCUUUGACAAGGGAUGGCGAGGUGCGGCUGAAGACAGAGAAAGACUACGGAGACGUGGUUGCCUUUCUUCGCGGCAAUCACGGAGUCAGUGUUCAUCCAGCAUCCAUCCACACUGCGGAGAUUCGGAAAGAUGAUUUUUUACGGCACCUCGCGAGGUUCGUUGGUGCGGAGCAUGACUUGUUCAUUGUGGCAAUUCAAGGGGAAAGCCAAGAUGGGAAGUUGGAGCUGUGUCAUGGCACAGUCUCUGAGAAAGUCUCUUGUCAAGAGAUCAUGCAGCUGUGGCGACAUAGACACACCAACUGGGCCCUUCCGCCAGCCAGCCUUUUCCUGCUUCUGGAUUUCUGCCAUAGUGGCGCUUGGGCUGUGUGUUGUGCGCAUUUGCCACGUGAGUGGGGAGUCUUUGUGCAAGCUUCCUGCUCGGAGAAGGGCAAGACGCCGGACGACUACAUCAAAUCGUUCAGUCAGACCUGGAUCAGCACGCAGUUGAAGGGGGAGAUCGUAUUUGUCAUGAAGUUGAUGAGUAGCUGCCAGUUCGAAUCCCUCAAGCUUUUUGAGCAGGCUGCUCAAGCUAUCCGAGGAAAAGGGCCUAGACAGGAGUCGAUGGAGGACCAGCAGGAAAUAUGUCAGAAAGCCCUGGAGGCCUUGUCCGAAAUGGUUGCAAUCUACGACCAGACGUCACUGAGUGACAAUGUCAGUGCUAAAGUCACGAGGGCCCUUGGCUUUUGGAACGAAUGGAAAGCCAAACAAGCAGCAGGCGAGCGGCAGCAGGCUUUGUUGUCGAAGGCAGAAGAGCAUCUUUGCCAGACGUUGACGCACGACAGCAAGUGUGGCUACCUGGAGGAGUUUGCCAAUGAUGGCAUCAAACUCUGCAGGAUUCAACUUGAGAAUCAGCUUCUGAGCAAGAUGACGGCAUCUAUCAGCUAG
Molecule: messenger RNA, 1668 nt
Organism: Symbiodinium natans
Lineage: Eukaryota; Dinophyceae; Suessiales; Symbiodiniaceae
Source: the annotation of a GenBank genome assembly